AUGCAUGCAUUAAAUCUCUCUCUGUUUUUUAACCUAUCAGCUAGUCCAGAUCCCACCCCCUCGGCAGGACCAGGCCCCGCCCGCUCGGCAAGACCAGGCCCCGCCCACUCGGCAGGUCCAGAUCCCGCCCCCUCAGCAGGACCAGAUCCCGCCGCCUCGGCAGGUCCAGGCACCGCCCCCUCGGCAGGUCCAGGCACCGCCCCCUCGGCAGGUCCAGGGCCCGCCCGCUCGGCAGGUCCAGUCCCGACCACUCGGCAGGACCAGACCACUACCGUACGGCAGGUCCAGACCCCGGCCGCCCGGCAGCUAGUCCAGAUCCCACCCCCUCGGCAGGACCAGGCCCCGCCCGCUCGGCAAGACCAGGCCCCGCCUGCUCGGCAGGUCCAGAUCCCGCCCCCUCAGCAGGACCAGAUCCCGCCGCCUCGGCAGGUCCAGGCACCGCCCCCUCGGCAGUUCCAGGGCCCGCCCGCUCGACAGGUCCAGUCCCGACCGCUCGGCAGGACCAGACCACUACCGUACGGCAGGUCCAGACCCCGGCCGUCCGGCAGCUCUAGCCCUUUCCCGCUGGUCUCACAGCUAGUCCAGAUCCCGCCCCCUCGGCAGGACCAGAUCCCGCCCCCUCGGCAGGACCAGGCCCCGCCCGCUCGACAGGUCCAGGCCCGACCGUUCGGCAGGACCAGAUCCCGACCGUAUGGCAGGUCCAGACCCCGGCCGCCCGGCAGGUCUAGCUCUUUCCCGCUGGUCUCACAGCUAGUCCAGAUCCCGCCCCCUUGGCAGGUCCAGAUCCCGCCCCCUCGGCAGGUCCAGGCCCCGCCCCCUCGGCAGGACCAGAUCCCGCCCCCUCGGCAGGACCAGAUCCCGCCCCCUCGACAGGACCAGGCCCCGCCCGCUCGACAGGUUCAGGCCCGACCGCUCGGCAGGACCAGAUUCCGACCGCUCGGCAGGACCAGAUUCCGACCGUACGGCAGGUCCAGACCCCGGCCGCCCGGCAGGUCUAGCUCUUUCCCACUGGUCUCACAGCUAGUCCAGAUCCCGCCCCCUCGGCAGGUCCAGGCCCCGCCCCCUCUGCAGGACCAGAUCCCGCCCACUCGGCAGGACCAGAUCCUGCCCCCUCGGCAGGUCCAGAUCCCGCCCCCUCGUCAGGUCGAGGCCCCGCCCCCUCGGCAGGUCCAGGCCCGACCGCUCGGCAGGAACAGACCAGGACCGCUCGGCAGGUCCAGACCACGACCUUACGCUAGUCCAGAUCCCGCCCCUCGGCAGGUCCAGGCCCCGCCCCCUUGGCAGGACCAGAUCCCGGCCUCUCGGCAGGACCAGGCCCCGGCCUCUCGGCAGGACCAGAUCCUCCCCGCUGGCUCAGCAGACAAGUUUUGUCAGAGAAGACAAAAAAAAUGA
Messenger RNA from Misgurnus anguillicaudatus (oriental weatherfish), 1392 nucleotides. NCBI's taxonomy places the organism in Eukaryota, Metazoa, Chordata, Actinopteri, Cypriniformes, Cobitidae. The record is from RefSeq and is a predicted model, not a curated record.